AUGACUCCUGUCCGUAAGAGCCUGAAGGUGACGUGGAACCACACCACCAUCCAGAGAGCUGCUGGGAUGGACACGUCUCACAGGAAAGCCUUGGUGCUGGUGCUGAUGCUGCUGCUGUCUCAGCUGGACUGUGAUGCUCAGAGUGUGUCUGAAUGCUGCAGGCAGCCGCCUCGCUCCUGUCGCCUCUACGCCUUACUGUGUCGUUCUGGCAGCAUGAGCAAGGGCGGAACCGUCGUAGAAGACGCAGCUGCUGGGAUCCUCACUCUGGGCAAACGGGACGAGGAUGAAUAUCGCCUGCAAAGCCGGCUGCACCAGCUGCUCCAUGGCUCCAGGAACCAGGCAGCGGGGAUCCUGACCAUGGGGAAAAGGAUCGCGGAGGCAGCCGGGGAGCAGCGAACGGACUGA
Molecule: messenger RNA, 405 nt
Organism: Nematolebias whitei (Rio pearlfish)
Lineage: Eukaryota; Metazoa; Chordata; Actinopteri; Cyprinodontiformes; Rivulidae
Gene: hcrt
Product: hypocretin (orexin) neuropeptide precursor
Exons: 2
Coding region: 1-405 (134 amino acids)
Biological process (GO): feeding behavior; neuropeptide signaling pathway
Source: RefSeq, a predicted model, not a curated record